This is a messenger RNA of Numida meleagris (helmeted guineafowl), 6681 nucleotides long. Its product is annotated as neuropeptide Y receptor type 2-like. The transcript is spliced from 2 exons. The record is from RefSeq and is a predicted model, not a curated record. Gene Ontology annotation, cellular component: membrane. Lineage: Eukaryota; Metazoa; Chordata; Aves; Galliformes; Numididae. Gene Ontology annotation, molecular function: neuropeptide Y receptor activity. Bases 4978 to 6531 code for a protein of 517 amino acids. Gene Ontology annotation, biological process: G protein-coupled receptor signaling pathway.
GCUGCUGCUUCUGAGGCUGGUCGGCAAACACAGGCUUGACACCGCAGGAAGGAACAGUGGAAAUAUUUUGGUUUCGUGCAGGUGGGAUUAAACAGAUGCUUGAAAAAAGAAAAGCUGCUUUUUUAAGUAUGUCAGUGUUGCAGCUCCAGAUGAAGCGGGUUGAACUGGAGCAUCUGGAAGCCUUGGUAACAGAUUUCUCAGCGAUUUCUCCCCAGGAGCAAUCAGAUAAUAUGCCUUUCAUGACAGCAGCGGAGCUACAGAGUGCAGCUGGCUGCAAGGUGUGCAGAGUGAGGCCCUGCCUGCUCACAGAGACGCGGCACAUCGUGGGCCGAUGAAAAGCAUCCCUCUCCUCUGCCCCAUUUCUCGGCUUUUUGACAUCAUUUUCACUCCCUGGAGCAUAACAUUCAUUGUUGAGUUCUCAAAUGAGCGUGCGAGCGGACUCGCUUUUGCCUAAUCAAAGCCUGCAGCCGCUGGGAAAGGCUUUGGGGCUGCAGUGAUGGUUUGAACAGUCUCAGCAUGCUCGAAAGGACACGAGGCUCCUGGGACACCCAUGUGUACAAAGCCCUGGGGCACGAGGCUGGAGCAGUGCAGGCAGUGGUCCCAGCACCUCUGCUGGGGGUGGUGGUGCCCUGGGGCCAUGCAGGGGAGCAUCCUCCAUGGGUCACUGACAUCUCUCCCUGCUGUGCUCUGUCCCACCAAGCACUACUGCUGACAAAGCUGUCUGCAUGCAGGUUGGAGAGGUGAUGCUUAGCUGCGCUAUGGGUUUUGGUGCUAACCCCUCUGCUGAGACCGUGGGAGAGGACAGGGUUGGGGACUUGCACUAAUCCGUGAUUUAAGAGCUUGUCUUUCCUGACAUCCAGCAACCACCACGUGCCAAAAAUGCCUGGAAUUCACCCUGUGGUCCUGACGAGGGUUCACAGCUCCAAGCUGAGCAGUUUCUCUGCUGUCCAUCAGUGCUUCUCUCUUUACUGCAGCCCAGGGAAGGGAAGAGCAGGGAGCUGUAGCAAAGGACCCUGGGGAACAGACCAGAGAAAUCUUUCGCCACAGGAGGAGGGAGGAGGAAGUCUCUCACUCACACACAAAUCAGCCGCGUGCUGCUGCGGACCCUGGAGAUGAGGAGAAUCCAUCCACCAGGAACACAGGGUCCCCUCCACCUUCCAGAGCAGCUCAGCCAAAACUCCCUGGGGGAGGAGGCACAGAACUCCCAGGCAAGGAUGGCUCAGGCGGCAUAGCAGUGUUUGCCUGGGGGAGAUGGGUGAGGAAGAGGAAGGAGGGGACUCGCAGGGACCCUUAUCUGAGUCUUGGGUCAAGGAGCUGCUUGCAGAGGGUCUUAUUUCAGGACUGCUCUCAGUCUCCUUUUUCUGCUGAGCCACUGGAGUGUUUUCUUUUUCCUGCCAAACCACAACUUUUGUGUCAUGGGAAGGCAGCUGAAAUCCCUCCUGGUUUGCAUUCCCAUAAAGAAAAGGAGAACAAAUCCCAGUGCGGGUAUGAAGAGCAAAACUCCUCUGAUGACCUGGUGUUGUUACUGGGAGCCGAGGGGGCUGUCCUCCCCCCAGCCUCUGGGCACAUCUCCUCGCCCAGGUGAAGUGAAAACUCUAACACAUUGUCCAAGCUGGAAAUCCUAUGCUGGAAACAAACCCAUCUUCUUCUCUUCCAAGGAGAAAGUUGGAGCUAACACGACAUCCAGCUUUGUGAGACGGGGGCUGUCAGUCACCCCGCUGAGGCGGCAGGGCACUGAAGCUUCCCCGGGUGAUGGAGCACCCUGCCGCAGCCCUGAUCCUCAUCUGACUUCCUCGCUGUUCUGAAGCCAGUUGCAGAAAAGUGCUUUCCACUCCCUGGCCACAGGUUGACUCCGGAGAGAAGAGAGGACAGGUCCCAGCCCGUGAUGAGGCCGUAGCAUGCAGCGGUUCUGAACGAGGACACAGGUGGGUCAGGGAGGGGUGAGAUGGGGCAGGGUCUUGGCCGUGCUGCGUGGUUCAAGCAUCCCAGCAUCCCUGGGAGAGCGAAUCCAGGGAUCCUGAGAGCUGGAAGAGAGAGAAAGUGAAUCAGAAAUACUGUCAGGUGAGUUUUGAACGGUCCCCAAGCAGAAGCAGGGAGCCUGGGAAGUGGGAUGCUGAGUGACAGCAGAGCAGGGGGCUGCAGAAACCAGGCAGGUACCAGAAACCAGGCUACCCAGUGCUGCUGAGAUGCUGAGAAACCCCCCCGUGUCCUGCACUCAGCUCCUCGUGGCUUGCUGCAAGCCUCUGCCAGCUUCCUGGUACUGCUGCUGCUGCUGGGACUCAGCUUGCUGCCAGGGAUCACUGCCCUCAGGGACAGAAAGGCACAAGGAGAUAGAGGGCUGCAGGAGGGAAAUUGGUGCUUGCUUGCUUGAUGUUCUGCUUGCAUGUUGGUUGUGGAACAGAGCUUCUCCUGGUCCUGUUGUAGCCUGCAUUACACCAAAAAACCUGAGUUUCUGGUCCCUCCCAAAGCAGGAUAGCGGGCUUGCUCCCUGGCUGUUCUGUUAGUGGGUUUGCUGCCUCCGUCCCCUCUCGUCUCAUCUACCCCAGACUCCUGAACUUUCCCAAGGCAGCAGAGCCCCCAGGGCAGCCUGGUCCCUUCUGCAGGGCUGUCUCUUCCCUCUGCAGCCCUCAUAAGGUGCACGGCCCCAUCGUGGUGUCACGCUGUGCUGUCUCAGAACAGCAUCACUCUGUUCCCACAGCGUGUCCUGCAGAACAGUGUCCCCUUCUGCCGUAAUGUUGUAGUGGGGCAAUUACCCCUUCACUGGAGAUAGAAGGGGCCAGGACAAUUUCAACCUGGUCUUUAACUUCAAGAUAUAAUUCAAGAGCUGCUGCUUGCCCUCAGACCAUCACAUCACAUGCAGAUGGCAAAACCCCAUCCCCUCCCUCACUCACACAUUGUAUUUUCAUGCAACUCCUCUCAUCUCCGUUCAGCCACUCCAGUUAUCCCGAGAGAAGCUGCCUCCUCUCUGGUGGUGAGAGCAGGAGACCAGAGUGAGGGAACCUGGGCUGCGUUCCCAGCCUGACGUAGACUCUCUGUGUGGCCUCAGGCAGGCUGGUUAACCUCUGUAUCCCAUUUUAUUGUGUUUUCUUCCCUUACAUGCUGUGCUGGAGCUCAGGCAGAAGGGGGCUUCACCUGCCUGCUGCUGAGAUGGGGACGAGAUGAGUGCUCCAGAGCAGGCUGCUGGAGACGAGGGGGUUUGAUGGAGCUGAGCUGCUUUGGAGAAAGGACACAGCAUGGAACAAAUCUGUGAGCCAAGCCACGAAACAUCCAUCAUCCUCAGCCCUCACGCUCCAGUGCUGCUGUAGAAAGAGAUCGUGGCUGUCAUCAGCCAGGUUGGGAGCAGAAAGCAGGGGAUGCUCGAGUGCCUCCACUCCCCCCUUCCCAGUCAAGGACAGCUGUGACAGGAUCAUGAUUCCUGGCCAUGCUCUGAGCCAUUUUUGUCCCUACCUCCCUCUUUCCUGUGCCCUUUGCUCCCACGCAGCGUGUCUGCUGGCGACCCGGUCCCGCUGCUGGGGAAAGAAAAAGUGAUUUCUAUCAGCAAGCUCUGUUUUAGGUGGUAUUUCUGCCUCCUCCUGGCCUUGUUCUGCUGUUUUCCUCUCCCAAAAGCAGUUGGCUCUCAGCUACAAGGAUUUUUCCAUCUUGCCUGGCAGGCCCGCUGGGCAUGGGCAGCAGUAUACACGUAUGCCAGCACUUCCAUUACUCACUGGAACAGACCUUGGUCCACUCCAGCAGCAUCCCUGCAACCUCCAGGCAGCCCCUGGAGGAGGAACACUUAUUAUUACCAUUUUACCUCUUAAUUAAAAUGCCUUAAUUGAUUUUUAAUAGCUCCCCUUUGGAAAAAAAAACACGCAAAAAACGCAAAGCAAAGCAAAUCAAAUAAUAGCUCCAUUAAGGCUGUUUUGUUAGGAAGCGAAACAGCUCCAAUAACCAUGAUGUUCCCAGCUCCUUGCUGAUGGGGAGAGGCUGCUAGUCUCCAGCAAAAGGCAACAGCCCCAGAUGCGGCCAUGGGAUGCAGCAGCGCACUGCUGGUGAGAUGGGAAGGAGGGAAGGCAGUGCACGCUGUUCUCAUGCCAGGACGUGGGCACUGAAGGUAAACGGGACAGGCAAAAAAGGAGGUAACAAGUGGCAGUGAUAAAGUGAGGCUAGACAGCCAGGGAGGUGUACAAACCCAACAGGGAAAGGGCAGCCCCUGGAAGCGUGUCCAGCACUGCUGUUCCCCCCACCAGCCUUGUGGCCUCUCACCAUGCUGCCAACAGCUGCCUUCCUGCCCGCUUGGCGGCAGCUUUGUGGUCUCCAUUACCAUGGUAGCUGAGCCAGCAGCUUUGUUUGGAAGGAAUGGUUGGCACAAAGCAGCCAGCUGCGGAGUUCAAUAGCCAAGCCAAAGGGUGUGGAGAUGGCAGAAGAAAGCCGGUGCUCGGGCAGGGCGAGGCAGCUUCCAGGAGCAGCCCUCCAGCAAUCGGCCGGCAGUGUUCCCAUCACACUGGGGAUGAAAUCAGAGCAGUUUACUCCUCAGGGAGGGUUGAGAAGGUGAGCAAGGGGCUGCCCCCAGUUCCCACCUUCAUUUAAACCCCAUGUCUCCUUCCCUCUGUGGCAGAGCGUUGUCCCCUUCUGUCCCCAGGUCACAGAAAGCACGGUGCUCUGCAAACAGCCCUGUUUGGGCAGGGCAAUGACUUUUGCUCCCUUGGUAUAAAUAAGGGAAGGAAGGAGUUCUGGGGGCCAUGACACCCCUCCCCACGCACGCCAGCAGCACUUCAGAGACACAGGCACUGGGAAGGUGCUAGUGACAGAGCUGGCUUUCCUCCCGCUGUGUUUGGACCGCACAAAAGCCCCUCUGUGCCAACACUCAGCUGUUCCGACGGCACCAAACGCCAACUGCCUGCUCCAGGCUGAGUCACUUCUGGCUCACCCACCGGGGUCCCUGCUCCCAAAGCCAGAUUCUUGCAGACAUUUGUGCGUGGCGUGGUGAGAAGCUGGCUGAUGCCGGGUCUUUGGCUCUCAGCAGCAGCUCUGUGGGAUGCUUGUUCACAGCUCUGGCUGUUUGCCCGUGUGCAGCUCUGUGGCACGUGCGCUUCCCAGCAGGCGCUCUGCGAUGCCAACCACUACCAGGGGAUGCUCGGGUGGUGGCAUCUGUGGUGGGAGCAGCACGGGAUGCUCCUGUGGAGAGAGGGAGACAGAUAUUGUCACCCAAAGAUGACUGACGCCAUCACUGAAGUGGGAAGGCAGGAGGGUGUCACCGCCCGGAAUGCCAUGUGGGACACGUCCAUGAAGUCUCAUCUCUUGCAGACGCUCUGUUGUCUCCCAUGCUCUCACUUCUGCUGUGUCUGUGUUCCAGACCUUCUCCUCCCAUCCAAGGGUGCCAGGCCAGGCAUGGGACUGCUGGAGGGAGCCAACAGCACCCUUACCAUGGAGAAGCCAGCAUUAGAUGAGAAGCUGCCACAGGGCUGGCACACCAAGGACUUCGUCACUCCCAGCCUGGAUCUCUCUGGGUCCCGCAGUGUUAUGAUGGACAGCACCAAGAUCCUGGGGGUCCAGGUGGUUCUGAUUGCUGCCUACUCCCUCAUCAUCCUCCUGGGGUUCAUUGGCAACUCCUUGGUCAUCUACAUAAUAGUGAAGUACAAAACCAUGAGGACUGUCACCAACCUCUUCAUAGCCAACCUGGCCCUGGCAGAUCUGAUGGUGGACACCCUCUGUCUGCCGUUCACCUUAGUGUACACGCUGCUGGAUGAGUGGAAGUUUGGAGCUGUUCUUUGCCAUCUGGUCCCUUACGCUCAAGCUCUGAGUGUCCACGUGUCCAUUCUCACCCUGACGGUGAUUGCCCUGGAUCGGUAUCGAUGUAUUGUGUUCCACCUGGACAGCAGGAUCUCCAGGAGGCUCAGCUUCACCAUCAUAGCCAUCAUGUGGCUGGCAGCAGCCAUCCUAGCGGGUCCUCUGGCCAUCUUCAGAGAGUUCCGCUACGAGGAAAUCCCAUCCAUCAACCUCAAAAUGGCUGUCUGCUCCGAAAAAUGGCCUUCUGGUAAUAACAGAGAUGCCACUAUCUACAGUCUGUCCAUGCUCCUCCUGCAGUAUGUUUUUCCCCUCGCAGUUAUUUGUUAUGCUUAUACCAGGAUCUGGUUCAAGCUGAAAAGCCAUGUCAGUCCCACAUCUCGGAAUGAAAACCAGUGCAGGAGGAAGAAGACCACCAAAAUGCUGGUGAUGGUAGUUGUGGUCUUUGCGGUCUGCUGGCUACCCUUCCACAUAUUCCAGCUUGCCAUUGAUCUUGAUCUGGUUCUUAUCUUCCACGAGUACAAACUGCUGUACACCGUCUUCCAUGUGGGGGCCAUGUGCUCUACAUUUGUCAACCCCCUGCUCUACGGAUGGAUGAACAAGAACUAUCGGAACGGCUUCCUCAUGUUUUUCCGCUGCCAGAACAAGCCAGAAAGCAUCCACACCGAAGGCUCGGUAAGAGGGAGGUCGUACAUCUUCAGGGCCAGCACCCUAAAUGGGAGCAUCAAGCACACUGCUGGCAAUGGACCGCAGCCCACAGAGGUUUAGGGACAGGAUGUCCACCUCCAGGACUGAGGCUGACUGAGCGGAGACGUUCUUGGUGAAUGCCUUUUUUUGGGGGGAAGCAUUACGUAGCUACUGCAGCCGCAUAGAAAUACCUCUUGUAUCUCUCAGUACAAUAAAUCUGGUGUAUUUCUC